Messenger RNA from Mercurialis annua (annual mercury), 860 nucleotides. Its product is annotated as cysteine-rich repeat secretory protein 38-like. The transcript has a single exon. The coding region runs from base 27 to 749 and encodes 240 amino acids. Lineage: Eukaryota; Viridiplantae; Streptophyta; Magnoliopsida; Malpighiales; Euphorbiaceae. The record is from RefSeq and is a predicted model, not a curated record.
CCAUCAACCAUUCCAUAUCCUUAACAAUGCCUUCCUCUUCAUUCUUUCUACUUCUCUCAUUUUCUUUGCUUCUCCGAUCGGUUUACGGAGCAGAUUAUCUCUACCAUUUCUGUUCAGCCUCGCAAAACUUCACAUCCAAGGGCCCGUUCGAAGCGAAUCUCAACAAACUUGCCGGUAACCUCUACUUACAAGUUCCGAAACUAGGGUUUGGUUUUGGCUCAUCAGGACAGAAGCCAGAUCAAGUAUUCGGACUUGGUCUCUGUCGAGGAGAUGUUUCGCCGUCAGAUUGCAAAAAAUGCGUAGCCAACGCCAGCGGUGAGAUUCGCAAGCGAUGCCCUACCAAUAAAGCCGCAGUAAUUUGGUAUGAUAAUUGCCUCUACAAGCAUUCUCAUGAGAAAUUCUUCGGCCGGAUAGAUAACAAAAAUAAGGUUUACAUGUGGAACGUGAAAGUUGUAAAUAAGACGGCUCAGUUCAAUGAGGAGAUUAGAGAGUUAUUGCAUGAACUAGUCGAUGAAGCUCACGAAACGCCAAAAUUGUAUAAAACCGGAGAUUCGGAGAUCGAAGAUUCAAAAACUAAGCUUUAUGGAUUGGUUCAGUGUACUAGAGAUCUUUCAAAUGGGGAUUGCAAGAAGUGCCUUACAGGCAUAAUUGGUGAACUUCGUAGUUGCUGUGAUGGAAAAGUAGGUGGUAGGAUUAUUAGUGGGAGUUGUAAUUUUAGGUAUGAGAUUUAUCCAUUUUACAAAGCCUAGAUGAGUUUCUUUGGAUAUUGAAAAUAAUAGAAUAAAUCAAAGUGUAUUGUGGGGUAGAAUAAUUUUGCGGUUAUUGGAUUAAAGGUUUUUAAGAGAUUAUUCUAUUUGUUA